AUGAGGCAACUUCCUCCGGCCAGCCCCUCCUAUCACAACGAGGUUUCAGAUUGCGAGAAAUGUCUUCGUCUGGCGAACUUGGAAAAGUUCAAUGGUCUCGUAUAUUAUAUUCUUCGUACUACACGCAAAAAGCUACGUAAAGUUUCUUCUAUCGCAGAUUGGAAGAAUGCUACUCAAAGAACUUUUAGGCCUUACUCGCCCCACUCGGUAAACAAUAUCGCCCCUGGUCUGCCACCGUGUAGGCGGAUCCGUACUCACAGAGCUAGCCUGAUGCCACCGACUCUGGUUCGCCAAAAUGAGCUGCAUCCUGCCUAUCUGCCCUCCAGCAACAAAGCUAGCCAUGAUCGGGUAAUUCAGGCUGCUUGCCACAAGUUCUUUUUGCACUAUAUAAAGCUCAAUGGUAAGUACGUCGAACAUCACGCUCUUCACCAUAGCUCAUUGUAG
Bipolaris victoriae FI3 is the source of this 444-nucleotide messenger RNA. RefSeq lists its product as hypothetical. NCBI's taxonomy places the organism in Eukaryota, Fungi, Ascomycota, Dothideomycetes, Pleosporales, Pleosporaceae. Bases 1 to 444 code for a protein of 147 amino acids. The transcript has a single exon. The record is from RefSeq and is a predicted model, not a curated record.